Messenger RNA from Labrus mixtus (cuckoo wrasse), 9561 nucleotides. RefSeq names its product misshapen-like kinase 1. The record is from RefSeq and is a predicted model, not a curated record. The transcript has 33 exons. Lineage: Eukaryota; Metazoa; Chordata; Actinopteri; Labriformes; Labridae. Gene Ontology annotation, molecular function: ATP binding; protein kinase activity. Bases 109 to 3924 code for a protein of 1271 amino acids. Gene Ontology annotation, biological process: protein phosphorylation.
CUUCAGAAUGGAGCAGACAAGAGGAAAUCCCGUUAGUUUUUCAGUGAAGAUAUUGUAACAGUCCAUGUCUCAUCUACUAUUAUCAACCUAGCAAAGUUAUUGACAGCAAUGUCGAGAGAAAACACCACUCGGAGUUUGGACAGCAUUGACCUCUCUGCUUUAAGAGACCCUGCAGGUAUCUUUGAGUUGGUGGAGGUGGUUGGCAAUGGAACCUACGGUCAGGUGUACAAGGGUCGUCAUGUCAAGACAGGCCAACUGGCAGCUAUCAAAGUCAUGGAAGUCACAGAGGAGGAAGAGGAGGAGAUCAAACUGGAGAUCAACAUGUUGAAGAGCUAUUCCCACCACAGGAACAUCGCGACUUAUUACGGAGCUUUUAUCAGGAAAGGUCCUGCUGGACAGGACCACCAGCUCUGGUUAGUGAUGGAGUACUGUGGAGCCGGCUCUGUGACAGACUUGGUGAAGAAGACAAAGGGGAACUGCCUCAAGGAGGACUGGAUAGCUUACAUCUGCCGAGAGGUGCUCAGGGGUCUUUCCCAUCUUCACUCCCAUCAUGUGAUUCAUCGAGACAUUAAGGGACAAAAUGUUUUGCUCACAGAGAAUGCCGAAGUCAAACUGGUUGACUUUGGAGUGUCGGCACAGCUGGAUAAGACGAUAGGUCGAAGAAACACCUUCAUUGGUACUCCCUAUUGGAUGGCUCCGGAGGUCAUCGCCUGUGACGAGAACCCUGAGGCCACAUAUGACUACAGGAGUGACCUGUGGUCUUUAGGCAUCACUGCUUUGGAGAUGGCUGAAGGAGCCCCUCCUCUGUGUGACAUGCAUCCAAUGAGAGCUCUGUUUUUGAUUCCACGAAACCCUCCGCCCAAACUGAAAUCAAAGAAAUGGUCGAAGCGUUUCUUGUCUUUUGUUGACGGUUGUCUGGUCAAGAACCAUCUGCAUCGACCCACGACGGACACCCUGCUGAAACACGCUUUCAUCAGAGACCUGGCUAAUGAAAGACAAGUCCGCAUCAUGCUCAAAGAUCACCUGGAUCGAACCAGGAAGAAGAGGGAGAAAGAGGGUCCAGAGUACGAGUACAGUGAUGGUGAAGAGGACGAGGACGAGGUGACGGAGGAGGAAGGAGAACCCAGCUCCAUCGUGAAUGUUCCUGGUGAGUGGACGUUAAGACGGGAGUUUCUACGUUUGCAGACAGAGGAUCACGAAGGCGGCAGAGAGGGAGGCCACGGAGGAGGUGUGGCUAGACAGAGACAACAGGCGUUACAGCAGCAGUUGGAGGAGCAGGAACGAUACAAACAGCAGUUACUGGCUGAUAGACAGAAGAGAAUCCAGCAGCAGCAUGAGCAGCGGCAGAAGUUGGAGGAUCAGCAGAGGCGGCAGCUGACAGACGUUGCCUUUCAGUGGGCGGAGCUUAAGGAGAUAUUGCUUGGAGAGGAGUCUGAUCUCCGUGAAAGCUUAACCAUCUUGGAUGAGAGAAACCGGAGGAGUGACAGGAGACAGGAGCAUGCAGGCAGAAAGCGUAGUGGCGAUGUGUCAGUAAGGCCUCAGGACUCGUCUGCAGCGCAGAGAGCCGUGGCUCCAAACCAGCUGCUUCAGCACAAGGCCCAGCUCUCCGAGCCUAGGCAACAGCCGCAAGCCAAGCCCCAGUCUCUGGCUCAGCAUCAGCAGCCAUCGGCAGGCAGAAGAUCCCACCGCACCCUGCCCAAGGACCAAACUCAGCUCCUUUCUCUGCAGCACGACCACAGACACAGGGAGAGAGAGCGGCAGAGGCUGAGAGAAAAGCCUGUGGCAGCUUUCCAGAAGCUAUCAGCUAAUAGUGGGAACACAGCUGCUGCUGCUGCUGCUGCUGCUGCUGCUUCCUCACCCAGCCACCCUGCACAAAGCCAGCGUUUAGCGAUGGACUUACAAGAAUCCAACCUGGCCAGGCUCCUCUUGGCUGCUGGUCUGCCAAGCCCGAUGCAUCCUAGGAUGGGCUCUGGGAGCAGCUCUAGUCCUUGUACUCCAGCCAUGCAGAGAGCUCACCUCAACCAGAAUGCCAAUCUACGCUCUAGUCGUGAUGCCCCUCACAGCAGCUCUAUGUCAAACAUGGUCCUGUCCCCCUUGUCCCCGUUUGGCCCCGUUUCCCAUAAUGAUGAUGAUGUCUUCUGGGACUCAGUUGAGACGCCGCCUAAGGUUCCAGAACGCACUACCUCUAAGUUUUACUGCCGGGAGCUGGUGAUGGGCCACAAGAGGGCAGCUUCAAGUGGCAGUCCAAUGUUUGUAGCAGAUAAGAGUGGAAGAUCUGUAGCUCAUGAAGUCUCGCCUACAAGCAGCAACCACCCAGGUUACUUCAAGCUGGAGAGUCCUCUACUACAGCCCGUUCGACAGCAACACAGAAAGGCACAAGAAAACUUCACCAGCGGGCAAUCACAAGGUGGAAGAUCUGCUCUGGGUCGACUUAACAAGGCCACAGAAUACUCCUCCUCCAGUGAUGAGGUCGGCAGCAGUGAUGAUGAAGACAGCAGAAGGCCCGGUCUGUCCAAUGGAACCCAGAGAUACUUCAGUGGAAUCCCUGAUGGCAUCGUACUGCAGCCUCACAUCAAUCUUAACCAGAUUUCUCGGAUAGGUUCAGAUGAAACCUACCUGCUUCCAGACCUUUUGCAGAAAGUCUCUUCUCCAAGUCCUACCCAUAAUGCACUGGGCCAGCAGCAAACUCGUGAACUCAACUACUCGCAGUCACCCACAGCCCUUCGAUCCAACACACGGCAGGAACUAUAUGCUGUCAGCAGUCCCAAGGAUAAAAACACCUCCUCAUCUUCCUCCUUCCUUUCCUUCAUUGAUCCAAGACUGAUACCCAUGUCGUCGCCUCCGCAAAGUCCAACAAGCAGUAAGGAUGAGCCAAUCAAGAGGGAGAACCAUAGGAAAGGGUCCGUAGUGAAUGUGAACCCGACCAACAUUCGACCACAGAGCGACACUCCCGAGAUCCGCAAGUACAAGAAGAAAUUCAACACUGAGGUUCUCUGCGCUGGACUAUGGGGUGUGAAUCUGUUAGUGGGGACAGAGAAUGGCCUGUGGCUUCUGGAUCGAAGUGGUCAGGGAAAAGUCUACUCCCUCAUCAGUAGGCGAAGGUUUCAACAGAUGGAUGUGUUGGAAGGACUCAAUGUACUGAUUACUAUAUCAGGUAAAAAGAACAAGCUCCGGCUGUACUACCUGUCCUGGUUAAGGAAUAAAAUCUUACACAAUGACCCAGAGGUGGAAAAGAGACAGGGCUGGACCUCAGUAGGUGACCUUGAGGGCUGUGUGCACUAUAAAGUGGUGCGCUACGAUAAGAUCAAGUUCUUGGUGAUUGCUUUGAAGAAUGCUGUGGAGGUGUAUGCCUGGGCCCCGAAACCCUACCACAAAUUUAUGGCAUUUAAGUCAUUCAGGUCCCUGCCUCAAAAACCCCUGUCCGUUGACCUGACUGUGGAGGAAGGUCAAAGGUUAAAGGUCAUCUACGGCUCCUUGUCGGGUUUCCACGCCAUCGAUGUUGACUCUGGCACACCUUAUGACCUCUACCUCCCCACACAUAUCCAGGGUUCCAUCCAUCCCCAUGCCAUCAUCAUUUUGCCAAAUAGUGCGGGAACAGAGGUUCUUGUUUGCUACGAGGAUGAGGGAGUCUAUAUCGACACGUAUGGCCGCAUCACCAAGGAUACAGUACUGCAGUGGGGGGAAAUGCCUGCUUCAGUUGCGUACCUUCAGUCUAACCAGGUGAUGGGUUGGGGAGAGAAAGCCAUAGAGCUGAGGUCGGCUAACACGGGGAACCUGGAGGGAGUCUUCAUGCAUAAGAAGGCCCAGAAACUCAAAUUCCUGUGUGAACGCAAUGACAAGGUCUUCUUUGCCUCAGUGCAGUCAGGGGGAAGCAGCCAGAUUUACUUCAUGACUCUGGGACAGAACUCGCUGUUCAACUGGUAACAACUGGACCUUAUAGUCUGUGAUCAGCUGUCGGGUCUGCCCACGUCAUUCUCUGUUUACCUGGUGAUGCUUUUUAUAUUUGUGCUGACUCGUGUUCAUACAACGAAUAGCUGACAACGUGCAGGGACCAGCGACAACGUACAGGAGUAACUAAAUCCUCUUGUAUCCAUUCUUCUGUGCUUUAUUAUUUCAUGUAAAGGCACACAGAUCAGUGGUUGGCUUAUACUCAAACAACAUAAAAAAAUGCUUUAAUCCUCAAGAGAUACUGGAGCCUGAGACAACUCUACUUCAUCUACACCUGAUAAAGACCUGGAUUCAGCUAAAAGAGCUCCAGAGCAGUGGCACCUCAUCCACCCACAGACGUUUUCAGAAGAGCAACUCGCAGUGUCACCAUGAAAAAUCACACAAAGCUUUUAUGUGGGAACCACAUAUUUUCUUCUCCUUUGAGAAAACCAUCACUGCACCAGUGUGGCAAGGAAUCAAUCCCUUCUGUUGUGUCAUAUUUAUCCGAAUCUACCUGAAAGCAAAACCUAAGGCUUGAUUCAGUGGACUGUGGGGAGAUUCUAAACGGACAUCAGAUCAUAGGUCACAUCUGCACUCAACAUCCCGCUCCUGUGAGUACUGGACCCCUCAUGAAGUCUGCUCAGUGUGUUCCCCCGUUCAGCUGAUCUCUCCUGGAUACCGUUUUAAAGCACUGUUCAAUCAGUUGCUUAGCUAACCCAUGCACAUUUCAGUAACUCACUCACUUUCAGACUUUAAUCUGUGCCUGUGUGUGUUCUGUUACUGGAUCCACUGCUUCCUUAUCAUCUGACAAACUACGGUCUUAGCACAUUGAUCAUUUUUCUCCCAGACCAGAGGAGUAAAUGGAUGGUAAAUGGGCUUGAGCUUGUAUAUCGCUUCUCUAGUCUUCUGACUACUCAAAGAGCUUUUACACCUGCAGCUCACACCUACACAUCCACAAAUGAUCGCAGAGGCUUCUAUGUUAAGUGUCCAUCUGAAGUAAUUAAUCCCAUUUAUACACAUGCACACGCCACUGAUGAAGAAGCGGGAGCAACUUGGGGUUAAGUGUCUUUCCCAAGGACACAUGGGACAUGUGGCUGCAGGACCUGGGGAUCAAACCCCCGACCUUCCGGUUGAAAGACGACCGAUUCUACCAACUGAGCCCAAGUAGUGUUUCUCUCUCUGGAGUUUGGUCUCAGCUUGUCUUCAUGAAUAUAAUAUGUGUUGCUCUUGAAGGACUGAAGUCCUCUCACCCUCUGGACAUCUCAUGGAUAGGUCAAAGACUGUGUUGGGGCCACAACGUUGCCUUAGCGGAACAAUUACUGCACUUCAUUCCAUAUUUUGUUGCUGUUGUUUUCCAUUUUUUCCCCACAUUUUUGUUACUUCCAUCAAUUUGCCAAUACCUCAGCAGUGUUAUUUAUGUAGGAACCAAACUAAGAAUGUCCCAUCCUUAUAUUAUUGUUUCCAUAUCGUAUUAAGAGACAGUGUUACACGACACAAUAUCAAAUGUGAUAUUACUGAACAAGGAAUUUACUCUUUUUUAUCAGAUGACAUUUUUGGGGCACUUUUAGGAAGGUAACUCCUAAAACAUCAAAUAUCCAGUCAGGUUUGUUUCAAAGUAGAACCCUUACUCUAGCUUUAAAGUUGAAUUUAAAGCUACCAUCAAAAUGAACUAUUAGGCUGAUUAUAAGAAUGUUAUUAAAAACGUCUCUGCAACAGGCAUCUACUUUGGUGAUGAAGUUCGUUUAAAUAUGGAAACAUUGGGCCUCAUUCACCAUCUCCACAACCUUGUUUUUGCUACCAGCAUGUUUUCCUAUGUGUCUGCAGGCCUCUGCACUCAUGCCCUUUUAUGGGCACACGCUUUCAACUUGCGAACCCACGGAGAUAAGAACACAGCUGUGAACAGUUCAGUCAUUUAAGAACACGUUGUUGAAUCUGUCGCAGAGUCUUUUAAGAACUCUUUUUAGGACGAACUUAAAAAUCUUCAGAAGGUAUUGGUGAGUGAGACUCAUUCCUCUGAGGAUCCUUACUGAGCAAUCACUUGCUUAAUGAACAUGUCAUUAAGUGUCACUGUCCCUUAUAAUGACCCUGACAGCGUUGUUGCAGUUUACAGGAAAGCAGAAUUAGAAAUGUAAAACACAGUCACUGAUUUAAAAAAGCUGAGUUUGAGUCUUAUUUUGUACGACUGAAGUUGUAGAUAAUUUCAUAGGACACCGUGUUUAAUAACCGUCAAGCCAUCUAUAUGAAUGUGUACAGAAUAAUAAGGGUUAUGAAAUGCUCUGAUUUCUUCAAACUUAAAGAAGGUUGAAUACAAGGAAGCAAAGAUAAAUGCUUUGAUAGAUUCAUCUAAUUUGGUUCUCAAAUAAAAUGACAGUUGGCUCUUUUAUCAGUAAAGAUAAAGAUAUGUUUAAACCUGCCCCCCUUAAAACUUCAAAACUCUCUGAGUUUAAGGAGUUUUGUUAUCUUCUGAUGAAAUGAUGCCAACCAGGCCGUCACAUCAGACACAUUAGAGCGGACACAUUUAUAGAUAAUGGAUGGCUGGAUGUGUCUCGCUAAAUCAUAACAUUAUAAGUGUUCACAUAUUCUAUGCUUCAGAAUGCAAAGGGUUAAUAAGUUGAAAAAUUGGUAUAUAUCUCCAAAUGUGAAUUUGCAAUGUUUCUCGUUUUGAUCCUUCAGAUUGGACUCAAACUGCUCUCAUGGUUUUGGUAUUUGUCAACAUAUCAGCUUAUUCAUUUUUCUUUUGAGUGUUGGGCCUCUCAGAAUCUGUGACAAAUGUUUUUAAGUGACACUUUGAGCUUUCGUUUUUAUUACACACUCAAAAAGAGGUAUUGCAGCUGGUUCUGUGAAAAUAUUUAAAACUGAAAAGUGUUCUGUUUGAUCAUAACUGUCUCAUGUAAGAGUUGCUAUCAAAUGUUGUCAGUGUUUGUUUCAGUGCGAUAUGAAUUAACUGCCGUCCUUAUGUUCACAGAUCAAGUGCAAAGGAAUAAAUACAUUUCAAAUGCAGUUUUAAGAUUGAAACUAGAUAGUCAAGAAAUUAGAGCGUGUAGGUUUUGGAGGUUGCAAAAUGAGCUGUGGCUAAUGCUGCAUUCAUGUGCUGCUCGGGUGGUCCAAGUGUCCGAGUUGGGAAGUCGUUCUUUCAACUUCAGCGUGUUAUCUCAGUUCAGAAAGUCGGAAUGUUGCAACAACAGCAAAAAAAAACAGCGUUGAUGCUACAAAGAAGAUCAGUGAAAUGUAACUGUGACAAGUUUUAUCUGAGCAAAAAGUUGAUGUGCAAUACGUGAAUUCAUAUAAAGUAUGUUAAAAUUAACAAAACAUAUUUUGCCCCCCAUGUAAUCACGAUGCUGACGACAAGUCCUUAAGUCGGGCACCUCAUUCUUUUUCUGAGUUUCCGAGUUGUUCCAACUUGAGCAGGUGUUCAUGUGCAUUUUACAACUCGUAAACUCUGUUUUUCCAAUGUGUCCGACAGCACAUGAAUGCACCAUUAGUUCAACAUAUUUCCCCUGUGCAGGCUGUGGCUAAAUCUGGUUGUUUUAUUACUUAAAGAGUAAAAUCAGCUGAUCACCAGGGAGACGGAGGGAGUGGCUAAGUUGAAUGAAGAAAACUGGAAUGAAUGUGUGAGAGAAUAGAAGCAGUCUUCCUGCUCGAACUUACACUGAGCUCCAUGUGGGAGGUCAUGUUGUGGAUCUCUGAGGGAUCGAUGUUGUUUCACAUACAGGAAAUUAAUCUAAAUAUUCCAUUAGAUAUAAUGUGCUAUCUUCCAGUUAACAUGACGUCUAUCUGCAUUGUUUUAUUCUGGUUUUUGGACAGGACAAGACAUAACUCAGUUCUGCUUCCUGCUAACCAGGGAUAGAGUCCUCUUUAACGGCGUGUUUUUUUAAUAUAUUUGUCAUCUAAAGCAAGCCUUUGGAGACGGAACGGAAAAUAUAAAAUGUGUGUUGCUCAUUAGCACAAACCUGUCAGUCUUUUGGGCUCCUGUGUUGAGCAGUUCAGUGUAGCAGUAAUGAGCGGGAGAGAGCAGUGCACUUCCACCUACACCUUCCCCGUGAUGAUAGAUUCUGUUUCAGGGCAGCAGUGACUCACAUCUCCAUCUUACCCACCAACUCUUUAUACAUCUCACUCUGUCGACACGCCUCUCCUACCUUUCAUUCCCUCUGCUGUUGUAUUGCACUGUCUUAACAUCUUUACUUGUUUUUAUUAUCUCUAAUCACUCUCAUUCUCAUGGGUUCAUAUUCCAUGUUUCUCUCGUAUCUCUGAGCUGCUGCUCUUUGAUUCUUUCCUUUGAGACAUAUCAUUAUUGCAUCAAAUAAUCUGCGUGUUUUAGCAUUUUUAGAAAGUACCACAGAAUAUACCCAACCCUGAUCUUUGCUCGCUGGUGAAGUGACAUUUAGCAAAAUCCAGAGAAAGGCAGAACUAUGAGGGACAACGGUAAAACAGGAAUUAAAGCAGUUUAAUCAGUGAAGUGAUUGUUUUAAGUUACAGAGCAUCAAUAUUUAAUGAAAGGUAGCCACCAUAGAGUGCUGCAGCAGGUGCUGUAGAGACAAACACCUGAGUCAGGCCCGGUUCUAUGAGGUUACAAAAGCAUGCAUUGCACCCUCAUUUUGAUAUUUCUGCACCCGCAAUUGAAUGGAUUCAAAAAAAUAACAAGAAUUGGUUUUACAAUAAGUGAUAAAGGCUCACAUCGUGUUUACUACAUCCAUGAUGUGGUGGUCUUAAUCAGUCAUGUUCACCUGGGACCACAUAAGGGACCUGUAACACCUGCACCCUCUUUAAUCUCUGAUGCACCUUAAGUCAUUUUGUUCUUGAACCGGGCCUGACCUGAGUAUACUGGAUUGUUCGAGGAUGUUCUCUGGUUAGAAGUCAAACUAAAGUAAGAAAUUUGUUUUAUUUCUUCACCCAGAAAGUUUUGCCUUAAGUGCCAACAUUGAUAUUGUUUCAGCCAUUGUAUGCACAAUAGUAUGUUGAUGAGAUAAGCAGCUGUUAAGAAAGUGUGUGUUUGUGUGGGAGGGUGAUAGGCCCGGAUUCAGUCAGUAAGGGAAGGAAAGGAUUUAGAUAGAAGAGAUAUAUGUUGGUGGCUAAAAGAAGGAACCUGGAUGUUGCUUUAAAAAAUAAUCAUCCUUAGUAAUCAAACCUAACUACCAGAAAACUGACCUUGAGAGCUCACAUCGUAACCGAGCCAAUAACUGUGCCAGGUUUAAUCCAAAGGCACCAAACUGGAAAUGUGAGUUGAGAAUGUAUGGAUAAAGUUGGUUAUGAGAAAGAGAAAGAGGGAGAGAAGGUGAGACUGUGGAGAACAUGAACAGACCUAAGGUUGUUCUUGUGGACUGACGUGCUAAAGAUACCGGCUGCUUGCCAUGUGGAGUUGAUGACAAACAGGAUGGUUUUAUUCCUAUGAAUUGUAAAUAAAUGAUAAGUUGACAAUAAAAAAAAUAUUAUAUAGAUAUUCAUCUAAGAAGAUAUAUUCCCCCUAACUAUUUAAUUUCUGUAGCAUUUCUUUGGUUGAAUUUGAUUUUUUUGCACUGGACCUAUGUUUGAUGCAUCAUAUACUGUAUCCUUUCUGCUUUGAGAUUAAGAUACACUAACUUAUGUUUCCAUUAGGAGGCAUAAAUCAGUGAGACAACAAUAAACAAGUUGAACAGA